This is a messenger RNA of Octopus bimaculoides (California two-spot octopus), 5577 nucleotides long. RefSeq lists its product as uncharacterized. NCBI's taxonomy places the organism in Eukaryota, Metazoa, Mollusca, Cephalopoda, Octopoda, Octopodidae. Gene Ontology annotation, molecular function: protein kinase A regulatory subunit binding. The record is from RefSeq and is a predicted model, not a curated record. Gene Ontology annotation, cellular component: cytosol.
AAUUGUAUACUUUCUUUAAUCAUAUUGGUAAUUGUCGACAAUAUUUCAGAUACUUUGUGCAUGUGUAUAACUACACAUCAGUGCUCCAUUUUGUUUCCUUAUAACUUUCUUAGAAAUGCAUACAUUUUUAUGAUGUAUUGUAGAUACAUUGCGGAGAGGAUAAAUUACCAUUAUAUGUAUAAAAAUAACUCUCUUUGAUAUUGUGUAGCAAAAAACGUUUUGGAGAGAACGCAGAUUACGUAGCAUUGAUGUUUCAAACACCACAUGAUUUCGAGUUUAGGUAGUCCCACUGCAUGGCACCUUCAGCAAUCCCGAGCCAACCAAUGUCUUGUGAGUGAAUUAAGAUGGAAUCUACGCGGAAGUACGCCGCGCACGUGUGUAUACCGGGAAAGGAGCGCAUGGCUUAGUGGUUAGAAUGUUGCACUCAGGAUCACUAGAUCGCGAUUUCAAUUUCUAAACCGGGUGGUGCUUUGUGUUCUUGAGCAAAACACUUUAUCUCACGUUGCUCUGCGAUCACUUCGAAACGUGACGCGUGGCACACAGCGCACCUGUUCAGACAACGCCGAUUUGAUGGAGAGAGUGAGCUAAUGUGCGGCACGAACAUUUGAUCAUUAUAAACAGAUCAUUGUGCAAGUCGUCGUCUGUGUCCAACAGCGCUUGAUACCACAUUCCAAUGACAGAAACAAGACAAAAGAUAUAACUAAAAAAACAAACAAACAAAAAAAAAAAACAAGAGUGAACAAUGCACAAGUUACGGGAAUUAGUGAUAUCAAAAUCAAGAUGGGAGGAGGAAGAACGAUUCGAAAUUCACUCAAAAAAUCAUCGGCAAAAUAAAAAAUAUGCAUUUUAAAGAGAGUUAUGAGGAAACAGAAUCGAGAGUGGGUGGAAAAUUAUUCCAAACUCCUUAAUUAUUACAAUCGUAAUCGACAUCCUCGAAAUGUUUCUCUGGAAAAUAACAUGGAAAAUUUAAAAUUUUCAUGAAGUUAUGCUGAAAGAAUUUCGGUAAUGGAAGAGAGACACCGAUCUGUUUUGCCUAGUUUCGUUUUAGUGAAAAUAAGUAAAUUAUUGCUUAUUUUUUUAAAGUAAAAUCAUCGCCUAGUUUGAUCCGCGUGACGAGUACGUAAUUCCAGCCUUCGCUCAUUGUUGAUCUGACAAAAAGAAAAUGAGAUAAAACGUUAAAUGAAACGUUAAAAAAUUAAUUUAGUUUGAAACUUAAUAAUAGUGACAAGCACCGAGCAUACACCGUACAUUCUAAUGAGCAUGCCAUUAAGCCAUAUUUUCACGCAUGCGCACUUAUCUGAUUUCGAAUGCCUCGCUCUGUGUCGAAGUUGUUUAUUAACUUUCAUGGUAUCAUACGCUCUCUACAGCUAACGUUGAAGUUGUCGCAGCUUACACUAAACAUGGACUGGGGUUAUAGUGAUACAGAUACUUCUUCAACGAACAAUCCUUCUUCCCGUGAUGAAUGCCUUACUAUGUCUCCGUCACUGUCUUCAGAAAUGUCAGCAAGUGAUUCUGACCCUCCUCCGAAAACUGAUAUUUCUCCUCCCGAAUCAAUACAAGAAACAAAGUCGAAACUUAAGUCGCGCAUUCUUCCUAAAUCUUUAUUGGACUCAGUGACAGAAAAAAUUCGCGAUGGAAUUGUUCCUCAGGCUGACAUUGUAAAGAGUCCUUGUAAUUUCAACGAUAACUUUUGUAUUGGAGAGGAACAUCAAUUAACUAAUACAACUUGUUUUCUGGAAGACGAAACUGUUUCUCUAACUUUUUGCCCUAAAACUUUUAUUGAUAAACAAGAGGCAGAAAACAUAACGGUUGUUCCUGAGGGUGAAGUCUUGACAUCUUCGGAGUGCAAUGACAGUGUUACGAAACAGACAGUUAUCGAUGAAGAAAGUGGAACAUUAACUUUUAAUAAUUUAAGUGAUGAGAAUUCGAUUUUAACCGUGUUUAGUGAUGAAGAAACACGAACGAAAAAGCAAAAUAAAAAUUCGUUCAAACAAAUUCCAAAUUAUUUUAUUUCAAUCCAGUUUUCUGAUACAGAAAUUAAUACAAAUUUAAAAGAUGUACAGAAAUCUGUUAUGAAAAAAAAUGGAAAUUAUUCCUUGGCAGUUGUACCGCUUCAUAGUCUUCACAUGACGCUUGCUGUGAUGCAUUUAGGGGGAGACGACGAUAUAGACCGGGCCAGAGCAGCAUUAGAUCGGUCUGGAGUUAAACUGACACCAAAAUAUGAAAAGGAGAUGUUAAAGCUUCCUUUACAAGGUCUGGGAAACUUUAGAAAUUCAGUAGUUUUUGCUAAAGUCCAGCCAGGAGACCAUGUUGCAAAGUUGGAAGAAAUUGCUGAAGAAAUUCAAGCGCAAUUCUUUGCAGAAGGGUUAGUUGGAAAACAAUCAAAUUUCACGCCUCAUGUUACGGUGAUGAAGUUAUCGAGGGUUGGAAAAAAAUUAACUAAAAAGACAGGAUUGAAAAAGAUUUAUCCUGACGUUUAUGAUGAAUUUAUCGACAGUUAUUUUGGCUGCCAGCCUGUAGGUAGUAUACAACUCUGCUCAAUGUUAAAACAAAAAGGCAUCUCUGGUUAUUACCAUAUAGAGCAUGAAAUAUAUUUUGGUACUAGUUCUAAAAAUGGAACUAAAAAUAGCAACGCUGCUCCAGAAUCGGUUAGUGAAAAUCAAAUGAAGUUGGGUUCAACCUCAAAACCUUCACCUGACAAUGAAUGUGAAAAAGCUACUGAUAUAUCAGAGAAAACUAAUUCAACUUCCGAUGAAGCAGUCAACCAUGCGGAUGAAAUGAACUCGUCAUCAACUUCAACUCUGAAGCCCGAUUCGUCCCAUUCUGUUAUAGGAUCUCAGUCACAAUUAGAUACAGAAUCAACAUGUCCUGCAGAAAUAGUAACUGUUAUAGAACCACUGGUUGUUGCAGAAAUCAGUCCUAUAUCUGUGAGUGAACCUCGCAGUCCUUGUAAAAGUUUCGUUGAUGUUAUUGAAGAAGGUUUGGAACUAGCCGAAGAGGCAAUAGAGUAUGUUAAUAAGGGUUCAUCUUUACCUCGUGCCUCUUCACCGAGUGAAUCGCUUCCAAAUCCAGAUCCACAUGAAACAAAUAUUCAAAUUUCAGGUAAUGAAGGAAGUUCUCCUCUUACUAAAAAAUUAAAAAAGACACCGAAUUGCAACAUUAUGUAAAAUGUUUAUAGUUGCAAUAGAAAGUAUAAAUAUUAAGAUCAUAAGAUAUUAUUUCAGGACUUUGAAAAAUCAUCUGUCAUUUGUCAUUUUUGCACAUGGUUUUGUUUUGCAGUUUCUUUUCUUAAAGUUUUUAGUUUGGUGUAAAUAUAUAAAAUUAUGAGUUGUUAACAAAUUGUGAUCGAAUUACAUGAUUACAAAAUUUAGGAAGUGCCUUGAUUAAUGCUUUUUUGUUAUUUAUAAAUAAAAUCCCUGGCCCCUCUCCCUCUUUUUUUUUUUAAAUUUAAAAUUAAAUUUUAAGGAAAAUCUAUUUUACUGUCAUUAGGUAAUAAAAUAAAACCAAAAGAACUUGACAUAAAACAACUUCGAAAUGUUUUGUAAAUUGUCAUCUUUUAAACACUUUGGCAGUCUGUCUCUGGAAAGAUAAUGAAUGACUAUAUAAAUGUGAUCUUAUUGCACUUUCUUUUUAAUACGCUUAGAUUUUUUAAAAUUUUUUUGUAGAUAGUACUUCAAUACACACACACACACACACACACACACACACACAUACAUAUAUAUAUAUAUAUAUAUAUAUAUAUAGUUGUACUACCUUAUAGCUACAUUCAAUUAAAAUUUAAAUCUCUAUAUUUUUUAAAUUUACUGUUUCGUCAUGGUAUAUUCUUGUUAAAAGCAUCAUUUAAUUUUAUAGGCAGUAGUAAUAGUUGUUAAUCUGUUAUAUUCACUGACAUUUUCUAUAAAGAAAAUCUUUAUUUUAUUAAUUAUUAGCUUGAACAUUUAACACCCACCGCUUUCCCCAAGAUCUUCAUAAUUUACUUAUCCAGUGUUAUUAAUUUCUAAGGUGUACUUGCAUUAUCAAUCUAGUGUUAUCGCCGACACCAUCUGAAAGCUAAAUAUUGCUUCUAAUGAAACCAAAGUUAACUUUUGUUGCUAAUUAAGCACAACUCAUUUCUUAAGAACAUUCUAGCAUAAAACUGAUUAUUUUUGGGCAUACGUAAAGUUACGUCUUUCAUUAUUUGUUUUUCUUAUAUGCGAAACAUUUCUUGUAUUUUAUAAUUAUUACUGAACAGUUGUUGCCGAAUUCUACUUCGAAAUAGUAGUUGAUGUCAAGAUUAGUAAUAAUUUUUUUUUUCCAGUUGUUAAAAUGACUAAAAUUUGCUUUUAAAGAUAGACGAACAGUGUAUUUAUAGUUUGGUGCCUCAAAAUUGCGCAGCACUUUAUAAUAUAUCCAACUCGUUCAACAUGUUCAUUACCUUGCAUGGUUUCAAAUUUUCUCUCAAUGUUUAAGCUAUCGGGCACUAUUAUUGUAAAACUUGCAUCACACAGAAAUUUUUACAAUUAUUGAACCAGCAAAACAAUCUCUAAUGAUGUGUGUAAUUAGUUUAAAUUUACUUUAUAUGGUCUUCGUUUAUCAUUUACUAAGUAUAUAAUCAGAACGGCUUUUUCGUGUUGACACCUCGAGAUGUGAGGUGCUCACGGAAAUUGAUAAACAAAGUGUGAAGUUAUUUUUGUGAUGAAUAUUUGGAAAUACUAUUAAUAUAACAUGCAAUGUUUCUAACCUGAAAAUAAAUAAAUGAAACAAAAACUUAUUAAAGAAAAGAAUUACAUGUCUAACCUGCUAAAUAUUUAUAUUUCAAAAUGUUUGUAUAUAUAUAUAUUUAAUGUGCGUUUGUUUGCGGGUGCGCAGCGGUAUGACAAUCCCCUCCCCUUUUUUUGUUACUUUGGUUGGCAGUUGCUUUCACCAAAAGACUUAACUAUUUGAUUGAAUUGAUUAAAUUCUUCAAUUAUGAUCCUAAAAAUAUCUACAUAGUCACUGUCAUCUGGCUGCUAAGGAAUUAUUUUCUAAUUUAUUUAAAUGUAAGCAGAGAUUUCUCAACCAACAACCAGUGCCAUUGUUGAAAUUCUGAGGUAGAUUAAAUAAGUUGUCAGACGAAAUCCUGUUCCAGGCAUUGUAUUAUGCUUUUAUUAUUCUACUUGUUUAAACUCACCUAAUUUAGAAAAAGGUUCCUGGUUUAUGUUAGGAAUGGUAAUCCUGCUGUAAAACACUUGAACUUCAACGUUUAGGUCAUGUUGGAACCUGCUGUACAAUUUUACUUGGAUAAACUAUAUAAAAAUAUUUUGAAGAAUGCCUCCACCAAUAAACAUCCCUCUUUUUUUACAUCUUCUAUUUUGGUGGUUUAGACUCAGCAACCAGUAAUAAUCUUAAAGCACCUUAGCCAUUCUUGGUGCAAUAGAUGAAAACUUCAUCAGGUGUUCAAUAGUUAUGCCUAAAUAUUCCUCAUACCAUCAUUCAACAUUUACCGUCCAUGCUGGAAUGUGUUGGCUGGUUUGACAGGAGGUGGUAAGCCAGAGGACUACAUCAGGUUUCACUGUUUUGGCAGUUUAUACAGCUGGAUGCCCUUUCUAAUGCCAACCA